CAAUUGGUUUCAGAGACUACGUUGACUUAAAAAAUAUGAAUUCAUUUUCGAACAUAAUAUACUUUUUCUCAAUUUUUUGUGUCAGCUUGGUACUGGCAAGUUCUUUGAGGGAAGCAAAACGAAUAUCGAAGUGUUCUAAAACAAUAUGCCCGCUGGUAAAGGCCACGAUUUGUGUUAAAGUAAAGGAACAAAACAAUCCAAGGCGGUAUGUUUUGAUGUCUAAAUGCGAACUAAAAGUCGUCAAAUGCUAUGGAGAUGUAAAGACAACAGUUGUACCUGCAAAGUUCUGCAACGCCGCACUGAGGCAAGGAGACGACUUACCCAUUGGCGGUGGUGGUGUGAUAAACGUUAGUGAUGACGCAGACGCCAGCGUCCCGUUAGAAGUUAUUGGUUUAGACAAGGACGAAGCUGUUGAUGAUUCUAGUCCACCCAAGCAAGGGGAAGGUUUAGAACAGGAAGAUCCUGUUAACGAUUCCAGCCCUCUCAAGAAAGAAGACCAGGAAGACCCAGUUAACGAUUCCAGCCCACCUAAGGAAGAAGGUGGUUUAGAUCAGGAAGAACCUGUUAAAGAUUCCGAUGAUCCUGCACCAGUGAAAGAUGAAGAUGCCAAUGUUUCUGAUAAUCAUGAGGUACUGCAAGUAGAAGGUGAUAAAGAUAAUGACGAAGAGAAACAAGGAGCAGAUGAUUUACAUUUAGAAAAGGUUGACCAACCUGAAGUCGCUUGUCCUGAGAACUGCCCGGCGCGUGGGGUGAUGGUGUGCGCGCGCUGCCCCCACGGCAUCCAUCGCACCUUCAUGAGCAGCUGCUUUAUGAGGAUGUACCAGUGCCAGCAUCCUAAUGAAAAACUGGAGCUGGUAUCCCGACACGCUUGCACAGGCUCAGCGCCAUAUAUGGGGGAGAUGCCAAAGCCGGUGGGCGAACCGGACGUUGUCGACAAAGAUCCCAUACUUAACCAUAUCUUUUACCGAAAAUCUAUCUCAGACUAACAGUUUUAUGAAAUAAAAUAUUUGAAAGGUU
Leguminivora glycinivorella is the source of this 1017-nucleotide messenger RNA. RefSeq lists its product as uncharacterized. The record is from RefSeq and is a predicted model, not a curated record. NCBI's taxonomy places the organism in Eukaryota, Metazoa, Arthropoda, Insecta, Lepidoptera, Tortricidae. The coding region runs from base 36 to 986 and encodes 316 amino acids. The transcript is spliced from 6 exons.